Messenger RNA from Schistosoma spindalis, 1707 nucleotides. The record is from the annotation of a GenBank genome assembly. Lineage: Eukaryota; Metazoa; Platyhelminthes; Trematoda; Strigeidida; Schistosomatidae.
AAUUAUAAACGUGAUUUAUCAAUGAAAUACAUUCAUUUUGAUUAAGCUUUAUUUUUAAAAUGAAACUAUUACAUGUUGUAAAAUAAUUAAUGGUAGUAAUGAUAAUAACAGUAUUACUAUUACUAUUAUUAUUAUUAUUAUUAUCAACCAAUUAAAUUCAUAUUAAACUGUCCAAUGUUUCUUAUAUAAACAUUGACCUCAUUUAGUUAACACAAUAAAUAGUAUAUUGUUUCAGACAACAACAACAACAACAACAAAUCUACGAUUUUGAAUAUACAUUCAGUAAAAUAAAAUAAAAAUAAAAAAUGUCAGAUGAACAAACCUCUGUUUGUAACGCUGAUGAAAUAGUGAAUUGUUCUAAUGAAAUAGAAAAAAACCAUAAUCAACAAUAUUCAAUAAAAGAUGAUUCUAUACAAUCAGAAGAAAUAAUAGUAAAUAAUAGUGAACUAGAUAAACAAGAAGGGAAUCAAAACGAAGUUGAUGUAAUUAAAGAAAAUGAUCAGUAUAAAAUAGAUGUUAGUUCAUCAAUGGAAAUGUUGAAAAUUCAAGAAAAUAAAGAAGAUGAAGAAGCACAAGCAGAAGGAGAAGAAGGAGAAAAAAAUACAAAAUUAAAAGAAAUUUCAGAUAAAGAAGAUGAUUCAGAAAAACCAUCAACUUUUGAAAAUAUCGAUAAAAAUUUAGAACAACCUGAAACAAUUGAGAAUUCAUCAGGCGAGAAAGACAAAGAACACAAGAAAAAAGUCAAUCUAGUCAAAUGGUUAAAGAAAAAUGUACAUAUUCAUUUACCGAAGCAUCACUCUUUUAAAAAGGAAAAGCCCGUUAUGGAAUAUAAGACUGAAUGUAUCAAUUCAAAUGAAGAAUCAAUGUCUGAUAAACAAAUUAAUCAUAAUUCAUCUGAAGAAGUAAAAACUAUAGAACAUACUGAGAAUGAGCAAAAUGUAACAACUGAAGAGGCACAUGAAACUACCGAAUUAUUACAAUCCACAACUGAGAAUACAACAGCAGAUAAUUCCUUAGUCACAUCUACAACAAUAAUCAAUGCACAAUUAUAAUCAACUUGUUUCUUUGUAUGUGUGUUGUUAUUUUGUCAAUUUUUCAAUUUGUUAAAAACAUGUAAUAAACUUUUUUUUUCUUUGUUUUUUGUAACUCUAUUUUUCUCAAUUUUGAUUAUCUAUAUAUAAACUUUUUAUGGAAAUAUAAAUAUUUAUGGUGUGAAUAUUCUCUGUAUGUUUAUGUUAAUUUGUAUAUAUAUAUUCAUUCGUAUGUUAAGGUUAAUUAACAAGAAUUCGUUAAUUAUUCAUUAUUUUGCAUGUAAGUUGAGUCUCUAUUCACUUUAAUAUAGUUUGUUUUUGUUUUCUAAAAUCAAUACGAAUACUAACUCAGCUUACUAAUGAGUAGUAUUAAACAAUAUGAAAUUUUUAUUCUUAACUAAAAGAUAUUUAACAUAAGAAUAAGUAAAGAAUCAAGUUAAUAUGGUUUACAUUCAAUUAACAUUUCUUAGUAUCUUCAAUAAAGAUUGAAUAAGGUAUUGAAUAUAAACGAUCAUUGUUAGUAAUUGUGUUCAUUUUGCAGUUAAAUUACAUUAACGUAUACAUUAUUUGCUAUUUUUUAUUUAUAAAAUUAAUAUUACAUGGAUAUAUUGACAGGUAAUACAUGUAACAUUUACAGUGGCUUAUUAAUAGUGUGCAUUUUUUUCAGAUACGUUGG